UAUCUUUAUAUUUAUAUAAAUUAUCUACAGGAUAACUGGUCCAGCUGGUUACUUUUAAUUAAAUUUAUUUUAAAUAUUAUUUAUUCUGAUAUUAUUAAGAUUAUUCUAUUUUUUACUAAUUACAGCUUUUAUUUUUAUAUAAAGUUUAAAUCUAUACCUGUAUUAAACUAA
Aspergillus neoniger CBS 115656 is the source of this 171-nucleotide messenger RNA. RefSeq lists its product as uncharacterized. The record is from RefSeq and is a predicted model, not a curated record. Lineage: Eukaryota; Fungi; Ascomycota; Eurotiomycetes; Eurotiales; Aspergillaceae. The annotation marks the transcript as partial. The transcript has a single exon.